GGGCCGCGCGCGGGCGGCGCCGCCAUGGACGCGCUGAGCCGGGCCGGGCCGCGGGGCCGCCGCGCCGCCGCCGCCUCCCCCCUGCCCUGGGGCCGCUUCGCCGCCUGGAUCGACUGCGUGUGUGUGGUGACCUUCGACCUGGAGCUGGGACAGGCCAUGGAGCUGGUGUAUCCCCACGACUUCAGGCUCACCGAGAAGGAGAAAACGAGCAUCUGCUACCUGUCCUUCCCAGACUCCUACUCAGGUGGCCUCGGGGACACCCAGUUCAGCUUCCGGCUGCGCCAGGCCGGGGGUUCCCGGAGCUCCCCGUUCCAGGAUGACGGCAGGUACAACCGGGAGGCCCCGCUGACGCUGCAGCGAGAGGCUGCUCACUAUUUCGGGUACGUGUACUUCCGGCAGGUCAAGGACAGCUCCAUGAGGAGGGGCUACUUCCAGAAGUCCCUGGUGCUCGUGUCCCGCCUUCCCUACGUGAACCUGUUCCAGUGCCUGCUGCAGCUGAUUGCUCCGGAGUACUUCGACAAGCUGGAGCCCUGCCUGGAGGCAGUGUGCAACGAGAUCGACCAGUGGCCACCCCCAGUGCCUGGCCAGACCCUGAACCUGCCCGUGAUGGGAGUUGUCAUCCAGGUGAGGAUCCCGUCCCGGGUGGACAAGCCAGGCUCCAGCCCAGUGAAGCAGUGCAACCAGGAGAAUCUGUUACCAGCCCCCCUGGUUCUCCCCAGUGUUCAUGAGCUGGAUCUGUUCAGGUGCUUCCAGCCAGUGCUGAUCCACAUCCAGAUGCUGUGGGAGCUGAUGCUGCUGGGGGAGCCCAUGGUGGUGAUGGCACCGUCCCCAACCGUGUCCUCAGAGAUGGUGCUGGCCCUCACCAGCUGCCUGGCCCCGCUGCGUUACUGCUGCGACUUCCGGCCCUACUUCACCAUCCACGACAGCGAGUUCAAGGAGUACACCACGCGCACCCAGGCCCCGCCCAACAUCGUCGUGGGCGUCACCAACCCCUUCUUCAUCAAGACCCUGCAGCACUGGCCGCACAUCCUGCGGGUGGGCGAGCUCCGCAUGUCAGGAGACCUGCCCAAGCAGGUGAAGGUGAAGAAACUGGCCAAGCUGAAGACCCUGGACACCAAACCAGGAAUCUACACUUCCUAUAAAACAUUCCUUCACAAAGACAAAACCCUGAUCAAAAGGCUACUGAAGGGCAUCCAGCGGAAGCGCCCCUCGGAGGUGCAGAGCGCUCUGCUGAGGAGGCACCUCCUGGAGCUCACCCAGAGCUUCAUCAUCCCCCUGGAGCAUUACAUGGCCAGCCUGAUGCCUCUGCAGAGAGCCAUCACUCCGUGGAAGAAUCCCCCCCAGAUCCGCCCGUUCUGCCAGGAGGAUUUCAUGAAGAGCCUGGAGCACGCCGGCCCCCAGCUCACCUGUGUGCUCAAGGGGGACUGGCUGGGGCUCUACAGGCGAUUCUUCAAGUCCCCCAACUUCGACGGCUGGUUCCGGCAGCGGCACCGCGAGAUGACCCAGAAGCUCGAGGCCCUGCACCUGGAGGCCAUCUGUGAGGCGGACAUCGUGGCCUGGAUGAAGGACAAGUCUGAGGUGGAGAUCGUGGACCUGGUGCUGAAGCUGCGGGAGAAGCUGGUGAGGGCUCGCUGCCAGCACCUGCCCGUGAAGGAGGAGACCCUGCAGAGGGUGGGUCUCUACAUCGACACCAUCAUCGGCUCGCUGCCCGAGGACCUGCAGACCGUGCUGCACCACCCCUGAGCGGGGGCUCCCGGAGCCAGAGAGCCUCGCCAGGCUGUCCCAGCCCGCUCCCGGCCGCUGGGGCAGCUCCUGCCCGGUCCGGAUCCGGCCGGGAUCGCGCCGGGGGCGCGGGGCGGAGCUGCUCCCGGAGCUGGGCUGGGGCUGUCCCUGCGGAACCGGCCCGGGGUGGCAGCGGCAGGCCAGGAGGGACCCCAGGGCUGCGGGCGGGUGAGCCCGCCCGGACACUUCAUCCUCACCCCGCUUGGAUCCUCGGCAUUCCCGCAGCCCCAUCCCGCCCGGGCGGAGCAGGAGCAGCCCGGCAGGGGGCUGUGCUCUGAGGACGGGCAGGAGGUGACAGUGCCGUCCCUGCCCCUGCCCAGCCGCGGGGAGCAGGAGGAGCGAUCGCUGGACACGGACAAGAGCUGCUGUGUUUCUCCAGGGCAGAGCCAGAGGAGGGGCUGGAGCACCCGCAGGGAUCAGAGCUCCCCGGACUGCCUGGGGCCGGCUGCUGGGAGGAGCUGGCCCCAAAUCCUAUUUAUUCUGCUUGAAAACCCAGCCUGAGCUCCAGGGACAAGGGGGCUGGGGCUCUGCCCGAGGCGCUGGGAGAGCUCCCGCCAGCCCCUUCCCAAUAAAACCUGGAGACGCUGAUGGC
This is a messenger RNA of Motacilla alba alba, 2374 nucleotides long. It is a transcript of the gene DENND6B, whose product is annotated as DENN domain containing 6B. The transcript has 20 exons. Gene Ontology annotation, molecular function: guanyl-nucleotide exchange factor activity. The record is from RefSeq and is a predicted model, not a curated record. NCBI's taxonomy places the organism in Eukaryota, Metazoa, Chordata, Aves, Passeriformes, Motacillidae. The coding region runs from base 25 to 1743 and encodes 572 amino acids. Gene Ontology annotation, cellular component: recycling endosome.